This is a messenger RNA of Staurois parvus, 289 nucleotides long. Lineage: Eukaryota; Metazoa; Chordata; Amphibia; Anura; Ranidae. The record is from the annotation of a GenBank genome assembly.
AGGUGGCACUGACUGGCACUGAUGGGUGACAUUGAAAGGCAGCUCAGAUGGGCACUGAUAUGUGGCAUUGAUGUGCACUAGUAUGCACUAUGUGGCAUUGAUGUGGCACUGAUGGGCACUGGCACGUGGCACUGAUGGGCACUGGCACGUGGCACUGAUGAGCACUGACAGGUGGCACUUCUGGGGCCACACUGAUCAUCAGGGCACACUGAUAAUCAGUGCCCUGCGGCUCUCCUCUCGAGCUGUCAGCGUGACAGCUCGAGAGGAGAGAAAUGCCGAUAACCGGCAU